GUGACCGUUAUACAGGGUGGUCUGCCUGUGAUAGACCCUAUCUCCUUUCUAUGGCUCAACCCCACUGCAGAAUAUACACUGCACGUUAUCUAAGCGCACUCCCUGCACUGAGCCGCUCCAGGGCACCAAACUUUUCAUAUCAUUCGAAGCUUAAUACCACCUUAGCAAAUUACCUCAACAAGGCCUAUUCUCUUAUUUCUAAAACAACUUAUGACGGUCCCAGCGCCUUUUCUCCCCGUGAGUAAUUCGCGCGUGCCUAUUGGCUCGAUACCGCACGCGGGUCUGAGUCAACCCAAUUUCCCGCACGUGACAUGCAUUAAUUAUUGAGCCACCCAGGAUUUUUCACUGGACAG
Babjeviella inositovora NRRL Y-12698 is the source of this 353-nucleotide messenger RNA. RefSeq lists its product as uncharacterized. The record is from RefSeq and is a predicted model, not a curated record. The transcript has a single exon. Lineage: Eukaryota; Fungi; Ascomycota; Pichiomycetes; Serinales. The coding region runs from base 51 to 245 and encodes 64 amino acids.